CGGAACGCAAUAAGCUCCAUAGCAUUCUGCACAGGCUGGCUGCGGAAUCAAUACAACGAUGGGAAUUCUUCGUGCUUUUCUGCUGGUGACUUUCCUGUGUGUGGCUUCGGGAUACCCUCGGCCCGGGGGAGGAAGGGGGUAUGGUGCCUCGUACAGCUACCCCGUCAGUCGUCCGGUCGUGACGACGGUGGUCCGGCCAGUCGUUACGGUGAGGAAGGUCGUAUCCCCCGCGGGAGGCAGCGGGGGGCACCAGGGGGGAGGGGGAUAUUCCUCCGGUGGAUUCGGCGGAAGUGGAUUUUCGUCAGGUGGAGGACACGGAGGUGGAUUCGGCGGAGGUGGAUUUUCGUCGGGUGGAGGACACGGAGGUGGAUUCGGCGGGAGUGGAUUUUCGUCGGGUGGAAGUGGAUACUCUUCGGGUGGAUACGGCGGAAACGGCGGUGGAUUUUCGUCAGGAGGUGGACACGGCGGUGGAUUUGCUUUGGGUGGAGGUUUCAGUGGAAGCGGCUUCGUCUCAGGUGGAUUCGGGAGCAGUGGAGGAGGUGGAGGAGGUUACGGCCACAACAGCUGGUAAAGAAUAGGGAAAGAAAGAUAAAGAGCGAGAAAGCGAGAAAGAAAGAAUAGAGAAAGAAAGAUAAAGAGCGAGAAAGCUAGAAAGAACGCGAAAGAAAAAUAAAGAGCGAGAAAGAGCGCGACAGAAAGAG
Penaeus chinensis is the source of this 701-nucleotide messenger RNA. Its product is annotated as glycine-rich protein DOT1-like. The coding region runs from base 59 to 571 and encodes 170 amino acids. The record is from RefSeq and is a predicted model, not a curated record. Lineage: Eukaryota; Metazoa; Arthropoda; Malacostraca; Decapoda; Penaeidae. The transcript is spliced from 3 exons.